Molecule: messenger RNA, 5385 nt
Organism: Bemisia tabaci
Lineage: Eukaryota; Metazoa; Arthropoda; Insecta; Hemiptera; Aleyrodidae
Product: E3 ubiquitin ligase Rnf121
Biological process (GO): ERAD pathway
Cellular component (GO): endoplasmic reticulum membrane; Golgi membrane
Molecular function (GO): ubiquitin protein ligase activity; metal ion binding
Source: RefSeq, a predicted model, not a curated record
UGAUGUGUACGGAUGGAUUAUGAUAAUUCAGAGAAUGAUAAGAUUUCGUGACAGAUCUGACGCUUCCGAACAAUAAUUUAUGCAUGACAGUAAUUAAUUUCUGCCGUUUUCAAUCCGUUCAGUAAGCCGUAAACGUGUCAUCAGACUUUCCCACUAAGUAUUGAUUUUUCAAGCUUUUUUACUUCUAUCCGAAAAAGUUUCCUGAUGUUUUUCUAACCUAAAACGUAAACAAUUUUUUACUACUGCCGGGGAUUCGCAUUUUGGCUUGAUUUUGGCUGACAACAUGAUUCCAGAAGCUGUUGUCAAUAAAACUGAACAACUUACUGAAGAAGAAAUACUCAGGGAAGAACAUAGAAAGCUUCAUGAAGCACAUAGGAAUCAUGAAUUCAUGCAUAUGGAGAUGACAUUUAUUUUCAUACUUUUAGUAAUAGUAGCGCAAAUUGGAAUAGUAGAAUGGAAAAGAAGACAUUAUAGAUCAUAUCAGCUCAUCACCCUAGCUGGCAUGUGGAUCAUUCCAGUUUGCCUUUCGCUAAAUAGUCAUUAUUGGCGAUUUAUUUUUUUCUGGUUAGUGUUUUCCUGUACAACAGCAUUUAUCGUCAGGAAAGCGAUAGAAAAACCUCUGGCAAAAACAACACCAAGGCUUGUUUACAAAUGGUUCUACUUACUUUAUAAAAUUAGUUAUGGACUGGGAAUUAUCGGCUAUGCAGUAAUCAUGGCCGUACUGUUCCGAAUAAAUUUUAUGUUUGGUAGUCUACCACAUGUUUGGAUGGACUGUGGUGUGCUCAUCAUCUUUUAUGGACUGUAUUAUGGUGUACUGGGUCAAGACUGCGCAGAAAUAUGUAGCGAUAAAAUGGCUUCACAUAUUGGGUAUUAUUCCCCACAAGGCAUUUCAACAAGGAACCUAGAGAAAGGAGUUUGCGCAGUUUGUGGGAACCAAUUAUUAACAUCAGAAUUUGAAGAUGGUGUUUUAGAAAACACUUACAGACUUACGUGCAAUCAUGAAUUCCAUGAAUUCUGCAUCCGUGGAUGGUGUAUAGUUGGCAAGAAGCAAAUUUGUCCUUAUUGCAAGGAGAAAGUGGAUCUCAAAAGAAUGUUCCAGAAUCCCUGGGAGAAACCCCACGUUCUAUACGGGAAAUUGCUUGAUUGGAUUCGAUGGUUGUUGGCGUGGCAGCCUGUAAUAAUUUUUGUCUUUCAAGCUAUAAACUACGUUCUAGGCUUGGAAUAGGUUUUUCUGUUUCGGUAAUGCUGCAAAAAAAACCAUGGGCACAGGUCAUAAUCUGCAUGUUUGAUAAGUGAGUCUACAAUAUUGUGUUUAAAUAUUUCUGUACGUUUGAUGAGAACCUUCUGUUAAUUGGCUUGCUCUGAUGUGCCCCAACAGUCUAAUCACUUAAUUGCAAUUUAAAGCAUCCAGACUGUGGUUGUAACUUUUCAUUUAAUUUUCUUGCAUAAUUUUAGCAGAGCCUUCAAAUUUUUAGAAUUGCAAUUUUCUUCCGAAAGAAUCCUGGGUUUUCUGACUUCUUGGGAAGACAGGGAGAGUCAAGGAUUAAACGGUGACCAUGAAAAGUCAAGGAAAUGUAAAAUUUCAGUCAGGAAAAAGUAAAAGGAGUGAAGAAAAAGUGAAAGAAUGUCAGAAUAUCAGAAAAAGAAAAAACAUCCAAAAUUUCUUUCCUAGAAAUUAAGAAAGCGCUUUCUCUUUAUGAAAGAGAGUACCCUGUUUUUAUAUAUGUAAAAAUACGCACUAAUUCACGAGAAAAAAUUCGAAUGAUGCAAUAAUAACUAUUUAUUAAGAAUCGUAAUCCAAAACAAUCGUUAGUGAAGUGUAAAAACUACUUUAUAUCCUCUCUGAUAGAUCAUAAAAGUGGAAUUCCAAUUGUCAUCUCAUAGAUUUUCUUUCUAAGCUCACAUCAAGGGCUUUGAAAAGCGUAUGAAUAACUACAACUUUUCUAUUUGUCAAAGUUCUUUAUUCUUGAACCUAUUUUCUUUCGGUAGAUGGACUUUUAGAGGGAUAACUUUUUUUGCAUAAUUUAUGAAUGAGAUCUCAGGCUGUGGUCUAUGUUGGACUCAUAAUACUGCGUAAAAAUCAAUACAAAUAAAGAGGAAUGACAGCAACUUUGUAAUGUCACUCUGGCCAUGUUUCGACUCCAGAAGCUCUACCUGACUCUGAAAAAUGAGUUUCGCCGUUAUGUCAAUUUCCCACCGCAUUCAGUCAACAGCAAAUUACAGCUCUGAUCUCAACCACUGACUACCUAAAUUUUGAUUAAACUAACUAAAUUUGUUUUGUCUUUCUUAUUUUCUGUUGAUGUUUUGUUUAUCUGUUUUUAAAUUAGACAGCAUUGACUGGGAGAAUUUUUAUGUUUGAGUAACAUUCAAUAAACAUUGUACUAGCAUAUUAGCAGGGGUUCAAAUUGUUCUCAACGGCACGGUUGCGACCAUUGCUUGCCUUAAAAAUUGUGGAAGCUGAGGAGGUAUUUUCUUUCUUUUUUUUUUUGUUGAAUGGUGGCUUUUAUAUUCCCAUGCAAUCAUAUCAUUUUGGCGCAUAUCUACUUCUGAAUUACAAUUCCAAGAGCUGAGAUCCACCCAUGUAAUCUAACUUUUUUUGGAAACUGUGUGCUCAAAAAAUGUAACAACAUUUCAAUAACCACUUUGUGUUGACCCUUUUGCAAAAACAGACUGCGUCGCAAAAUUGUACCAAACCUAUGAUUAGAUUGUCGUGAACAUCUUCCUGCAAAAAGUUAUUGUCUUGCAACAAAUUUUGAAGGCCUCCUCGAAAAAUGCAGAAGACAGGAACAAUAUGAACCUCUGCAUAACAGGAAGUGAAUUAUGGCUUGAUCUCAAUGUUUAUCCAAAUGAGCAGUUCGAUGCGCUCCUUCAAAUUUUUGUUGAUUUUUUAUGAUUCUGGUUUUUUUUACUCUGGUGCCCUUACCUUUGAUUUUAUUACAUUUUUAGUGUAUUUUCCGAAGGAAAAAUACACUAUUUUUAAAAGACUUGUCAGUGCGUUAUUAGGAUCUGCCUAAAAAUCCACCCUGAUGCAUUCCUUGUAGACACUUUUUUGUGCUGUUUUAAAUUAACUGCCUGGCUUUUGCCAGAUUCCAUUUUCUGAGCGGCAUGCAAUUACUCACUUUUCACUAUGGGUAAUCCUAUUAUCUGUAUUGUAGAGAUACCUCAGAACUUGUUUCAUCAUCGAAGACCCUCUCUGAGAAAAAGAUGGUAUCUUGUGUUAAGUGUUGUCCUUUAUGUACCAAGUAAGAGAUUAUGUACCUUUAGACGUCCAAAAUUAAACGCUGAGUAUGCGAUCUACGUCCUGCAGGAUCAGUGGAGAAAUUUUUAGGAAGUAAAGAAUUUAUCAACUGAAAUGGUGCUGAAAAAUAGUUGAAAAAACUUACAGGUUCUAACAAACAACCCAUUGCAUGGAGUAUAAGGAACUUUAAGAUAAGAAAAAAUUGAGUACUCUGAAAAAUUGUUUUUCCAUUAUUUUGUGAACGUUUUUGUGCAAUAAAUACUCACCGGUAACCAAAAAUUACAAUUUUUGAAUCAUCCACAUCUUGGCAAUGUCCACUUGAUUUCAAAAUUGGAUGUAUUUGUGCUUUAAGGAAGCAUGUCCAUAGGGCCUACGUGCAGCAUAGUUUCAUUUUAGCCUAAAUAUAUCAAAUUUUCUAUUGCCAACCUGGUCUUUGUUGUCUUGAAUAAUUGGGUCCAGAAACGCACUAAGUUUGAACCAAGAAAAAGAGGUUUGAGGUUUUAUUCCUUCAUGAGACCCAUCGUUGGAGACUAAUUCUAACUACUAUUUCAUGUUAAAAUGAUGCCUUUUUGACUUGCAAUUUUUACAACAAAUUACCAGAAAAUUUACGACCAGUUAAUGUUCGAACUACUCCCAAGUCAUUAUUUUCAAAAAUGUAAUUUGGUCAGUCUCUGUCAAACUCUCUCCACUUAUCUUAUCAAAAAUUCCGUGACUGACCUUCACAAUUUUUUACCUAAUGCUUUGCUGCACACUUCUCUUAAACUUCCUAAAAUUGAUGUUGCAUGGCAGACGCCUACCCAUCCUUUUGAGUGUUCAGUACCUUCGGGAUGGAUCUCUGAUAUUCCUGCGACUCAACCCACCAAAAACAAUCAUGACUUGUAUCACUACAUCAAUGGCCAAAGUACGAAGCUACGUAUCUCCAGUGUGAUGUUUCAAAAUUGUUGCUCUCAUUUCAUUUUUUUGAAGAGAAACAAACAAACUUUGUAGCUUGCAAUGUACACAGAAUAUUCUGCUAGUUAACAGUGAAGAAAAAUCAAGGAAGUUUUCAAGAAAUUACAUUGACUAGUUUUUCGAGGAAGAAAAAAGAAUGGCAGGAAAUCUGCUACGUCGUAAACAGAGGUAUGUCGUUCCAAAUUUUAGCCAUCGAUAUGAUCCCCUUUUGGCUUUCAAUUUCUUCCUCACAGAAUUAUCAUUUAUUGAAACUUGAUUGCAAUAUGCAUGUACUCCGCAUGAAAAUUAGUCUUCAUAUCUUUUGAGCGUUAGACUGCUUAAAAAAUAAAUAAUGUUAAAAGAUUCAUGGUAUAGGUGUGAAAUUGUCCCUUGCGGCAGCUACUGAGCACCAGAGGGGCAAAAAUGUCAAUGACUCAUACCAACUUUCUCUGUUACGCAACGGUGUGUUUGUGAAACAAAAAAAUGUGACUCAUUCCGAGGUUAAAAUAUUUAGUUAACUAGUUCACUUGAUUAUAAGAAAUGACUGUGCAGUUUCCAUCCAAAGUUCGAUUUUUGCAAAUUGUUCAUAAAAAAAUCGAUAAAAUGUUCAAUAAAACAUUCCCACCAGUUUCAGAGUAAAAUGCAAAUUGUGAGUGAAUGUUUCACAGAUUUCAAGUUUCAAAUUGUUCUUUUGUCCGCGAUUGGGCUGGGCGACAAUGUACCAAAACUGCUGGGAAAACAUGUCAUUUACACACCUUUGUAUACCAAUCUAUGUAUCACUGUAUUUUUCAAAAACAAUCAAUUUUCCUUCCAGAUCAUGAUAAACAAAUGCUAAAAUUCUCAGCUCAUUAAGUUCAAUAAUCAAUUGAGAAAAUGAUUUCUUCGUCUACCAGCUGUUUUCAGCCUUUCUUGGAGCUUGCCUUAUUUUUUAUUCAUGUUUUCUUUAAAUUCGAAGGGCAUAAAAUUAUUUCACUUUAUCUUCUUGGGAGCACAGAACAAAUAUAUGGUGAGCACGACUAAUAAAGAAAUAUGCCGUAUCUUGCCCGUGAAGAACAAGAAUGUUGUACGCAACUUUGACUUCAUGAAUUGUCUUUUUUUGCAAUAAAGUAAAUUUGUAAGAAGUUUCUGGCAAGCACAAGAAAAUUCAAUGCAAAAUUAAGUGAAUCUAUCCUUGUAAUUUGUUGUUUUUAAAAAUAAAAAAAUAAAAACUAAAAAAA